AGCAACAGGAUCAGUGUACGUUUCGCACGAGCCGCGUACGCUUCUGUCGCACACGCCACUGGCACUGCCGUCCGUCCGUCCGUCGCCCGGCCGUUUCCCGAUAGCUCGCCGUCGUCCACCACCGGCCACGCGACCCGAUCCGUUUGCCAUCCGAUCGCGUCCACCGCUGCUGCCGGCGGUUUCCCGUCGUCGUCGACGCCAUCCGCUUCGGCCGCGCGCACACGUAACACCACUUACCGCGCCGCGCUACGAUAACGCCGACCGGUCACGUGCCGUCGUCAGGUACUCGACCGCGGUUCCGGAAACCGAGAUAACGGUCGCGCACUGCCGUCGUCCGUAACCAUUCAUUUGCCGAGAUUCGCCGACGUCAAGUCUCGCGGAGGAGUCGCCGUCCGUACAGCCGCGAUCAGCACACGGCGCCCGGAAGACCGGGGGUUCACAUCUGUACUAUGGUCGUCAACUUCAAACCAGAAUACGAAAAUCAAAACAUGUGUGAUGAAUUUAGUUACUCUCGUGGAAGACCUCCGACUGAAUCUAUUUCUCGAAUUGCAGAUUGGGACAUAAACGAUUCUAUUAUACCCAGGGUGAGUAAUCUUGAUGCGUGGGAAGAGUGGGCUGAUGGUCACUGUCGAUUGGUGUACUCGCCUAACAGCGAAGAAGCAAAAAGGCACGCUUCUGGAUGGGCAAUGAGAAAUACCAACAACCACAAUGUUCACAUAUUAAAAAAGUCGUGCUUGGGUGUUCUGGUAUGCUCUAAAAGGUGUACACUUCCUACAGGGGGAACUGUCCACCUAAGACCAGCAAUAUGUGACAAAGCUAGAAAAAAGCAACAAGGUAAAUCGUGCCCAAAUAGAGAUUGUGAUGGCGGUAAAUUAGAAAUAAUACAAUGUAGAGGACAUUGUGGUUAUCCAGUUACUCAUUUUUGGAGACACACUGAUUAUGCAAUUUUUUUCCAAGCCAAAGGUGUUCACGAUCACCUUAGACCUGAAGCUAAGUCUACUUCAGAAGCGCGAAGAAGCUUCGGCAACAGCCGCAAGCCGCGUAAUAACGGUGUUGUGCAAAUGAAUCGUGAACUUCCUUUCAAUAAUAGGACAUUAAAUUUGAAACGACAGAGAACUAAUGGAAAUCGCAGACCAUAUUUAAGUACUCAAUUGCCUGAAAACGUGAUACCAGACAAUCAAAAUAUAAAUCCCGAAUGCUCUUGCCUGCCGUACUUGUGCGUGUGCAACAACGACAUCAGCGGCCGCUCGGAUCCGGCCGUGGACGCGUCCUCCGCGUCCGGGCUCCAGCACCACCAGCUACCGCCGGCCGCGUACCCGAGCAACGGUGGCGAGCAUCAACAUCAGCAGGACUGGUCGGCCACCGCCGGUAUGCACGGUUACCACGCGAUGCACCACCAGCAGCAGCAGCCCGCGCGCAUGGAUACGUCCGAGUCGACGGCGGCGGCGGUGGUGGUGGACGACUUCACGACCGCGUUCACCGGCGGACCGCAACCCGCGUCCGCCGUUUACUGCCAACCGAUGGCGCCGCCCGCGGUGGCCGACGACGUGCCCAUGUUCCCGCUUAUCGGGCAACGGCCACCACCGCCGCCCGCCCUGCCCAUCGCCGGGGCCGCCGCUUACCACAAGAGCUCGCCGACCACCGUGUUGGACUUGGGCAGCGGCACCAUACACAAGAGCGACGACGACGACGACCCCGGCUGGCCGCACUUCCACGCCGACUCGUCCGCCGCCGACUACCACAGCGACGUGCAACAGUCGCGCCGCCGUCCGCACUACGACCACCAUCAUCAUCACCACCACCACCACCACCACCAGCCGACGCGCCACUACCACCAGAGCCAACAGUAUUACGAGCCGAGCCGCGUGGACGGUGUCGACGGCGCGUAUCAUCACUACACCGCGGCCACCAUCAAGACGGAGGACGUUGGCCAUGACCAGGUUGACAUGCUGCAGCCGCACGCGUACUCGGCCCCGCAACCCGUCGACUACUACGCGCACUUGCCGUCCUCGUCGUCGGACGCCGUCGUCGACGGUAUGCACCACCACCAUCAGCAGCACCACCACCACCACCACCACGACGACGGUUCCAUGGACUUCAUCGGCGACGCUCCUUCGCUGUCCGACACGCCAUCCAUGGUCGACUUCAUGGUGCUCGAUCCCAACAAGCUGUUGAACAACAACAAUAACAAUAACGUCAUUAACAACAACAACAACAACAACAACAACAACAACAGCGGCAACGGUUAUUACAUGGACACGUAUUACGGGACUGAAACCAGUGCGGCCACGGCUGCUUUCAACGAACUCCAGUUGAACGCCGCCGAUAUGCAUUGGUCUCAAACCAUUAAUCAGUAGAAGACUUUUUGUUGGGGUUUUAUAUUCUGGUUAGGAAAAAAAAAUAUUCAAUUUAUAAUCCAAUUAUGACUUAUGGUGGUUCUCACCGCGUGUAAAAUUUUCUGAUGAAUUCGAUUUUAAGCAAUACCGUAUUUUUUCUUCUUUUAAGUCUCAUGACGGUACGUCUAUUAUUAUUAUCUCUGCAACACGUGGAUCGCGUUGGAGAUGAUUUAUUUAUUUGAACUUCAUUUUUUUUUUUUUUUUCUUUUAUUGACGUCGAUUUAACAUGACUAUUAUAUAUAUUUUAUCUUUAGAAACUAAGCGUAAAAACUAUAGAAUACCUAUUUUUGUUUGAAAAAUUGUUCGCAACGUGUGUCGAAUUUGUUUUGAAUUCCUGAGACGAACUUUGAUACAGAUCAUUUCGUGGUUGUGAUACGGCUGUCGGUUUAUUUCUUUAACAGAAAGUUUACGUAAAAGCUUUGUAAACGUUACUACUGGCUUAUGCUUGACGUUGGUUCAGGAUCUAGUAAAAUUUUUCUCUUCGUUACUUCAAUUCCUACGUGUAUUUACUGGUUAAUUCACGGAUCGGUCAAUUUAUACACGUGUGUUGAAGUGCGAUAGUAAAAUAAGUACGAACCUUUCGGACUCUAUACAAAUUAAACAUAUCUUUUUAAAUUCGAUUCCAUAGCCUUUCAAUAAUAUUUACGUACCUUUUUCUACUUCCAAAUAUUUCCAAAAAUAGUACAAUCAAAUCAUAGACUCCUCGCAAUACGACAGCCGAAUUCACGUACUGACGGAACAAUGACACAGCAUAAUAAAAAAUUUGUAUGUAAAAAUAUAUUUCCUUUUUCCCUCGAAAUCCACACUGUCCUUGCUCGCGUCGCAAAAACUGUAAUUAUAAUUUAAUGCUUUUAUGGCUAUAUGUAUAUAAACGAAAAUUAUCCACAGU
Sipha flava (yellow sugarcane aphid) is the source of this 3285-nucleotide messenger RNA. Its product is annotated as transcription factor glial cells missing 2-like. Lineage: Eukaryota; Metazoa; Arthropoda; Insecta; Hemiptera; Aphididae. Gene Ontology annotation, molecular function: RNA polymerase II cis-regulatory region sequence-specific DNA binding; DNA-binding transcription activator activity, RNA polymerase II-specific. Gene Ontology annotation, biological process: regulation of transcription by RNA polymerase II; gliogenesis. Gene Ontology annotation, cellular component: nucleus. The transcript has 6 exons. Bases 450 to 2357 code for a protein of 635 amino acids. The record is from RefSeq and is a predicted model, not a curated record.